Molecule: messenger RNA, 2190 nt
Organism: Perca fluviatilis (European perch)
Lineage: Eukaryota; Metazoa; Chordata; Actinopteri; Perciformes; Percidae
Product: disabled homolog 2-like
Exons: 9
Coding region: 709-1683 (324 amino acids)
Source: RefSeq, a predicted model, not a curated record
AGGUGCAGGUUAACCACCACAACCAAUUAAUAUGUAAAUAAAGUGCUCAAUAUGUAUAUAUUUAAACAUUUCUGUCUUAAAAUGCGUUAAAAUAACAUUUAUUGGGGUUUCUUCAAAGGUAGCAUGUUUUUUACAGUAACUGGGUGAUGAUGUCAUAAGAGGGAGAAGCAACCCAUAGCAGGUACACAGACAGACCAACAACGGGACAAUUUUAUCCAUUUUCGCCAUCUUAUUCAUCACUAAAUUCUCUUCUGACAACGUUUUAGGCGAGAAAUUAACUGUUUAGAUUUCUAAUAUAUGCAGUCUUGCGCAAAUCGUUGCUGAAUUGACAAUUUGCUUCAAAGUUUUCGGAGUUGAGACGCUCCAUGAAGUAACGCGACAACCAGCAGCGCCUGCCCCGGCCGCUGGCUCGUCGCUCGGACAGUCUCGCUCGGACACACCGCUGUAAACCGGAGGUCUCUCAGACCGCUCACGUAAAUAAGAGGCUUUUAUUAUGGAUUAAACGGGGACAAACCCUACGAGUUGCCUCUUGUAAAGUCUGCAAAAAAGAUGUGCAGCUUUUCACAAUGGGCGAGUCUGCGCUCUCGAGUCACAUGAGCAGCACCCAGGACACCCAGUGACACCACCUCGCGUUUCCAUGGAGACGGGGUUCGCUACAAAGCCAAGCUGAUCGGCGUUGACCCGGUACCCGACGCCCAGGGAGAAAAGAUGUGCUGGGACUCUAUGAUGAAGCUGAAGGGCUUUGAGGCAGCAGCAAGGAAACAAGGGAAACACAAGCAGAGAGUUUGGUUGAAAGUUUCCUCCAGUGGCCUGAGAAUCGUGGAUGAAAGGACCGGGGCUGUACUUUAUGACCAUGACAGGAGCAAGAUCAGCUCUUUGACGAAAGAUAAGUCUGACCCCAGAGCUCUGGCCUACGUCUCCCAGCACCAAGACACCUACUGCCUGUUCUACAUUAAGAUGGCCAACCUGGUGACAGCACACAGUACUACAUGUCAUGCAGAUCCGGUGCUGGUUGACAUUGAGGAGGUUUGUCAGAAUGUGGACCCGGAGACGCCACAAGAAGCUGCCGAAGCCCCGACACAAAACAAUUCCUUACUGCUACUAAGUGACAGUUCAGCCCCUCCAGCUGAGGAACCAGCUUUUGAGGAUGUUUUCAGUCCACGGCCGGAUUCUUCAUCAGGACAAUCAAACCAGGCCUCUUUUAGUAAUGAGUUGAUGGAAGUCUUCUCCAUCCAGAAGGAGGAGCCACUGAUGGCCAACCAGAGCUCAUGCACCGGUCAGCCAGAGCCUCCACAGCCAACACUCGGCACCUCUCAGAUCCUCUCCCUGUUCCCCACACAGCCAGUAGGGGGCUCUCCAUACUCCUCUCCCCCAUACUCUCCCACCAGCACCAUGCCCUGGGGCCAGCAGGGGCUCCUGGGAAAUCAGUGGGCAGGUCCAGCUGCGGCACCCUGGCCCACAAUGCCCAGUAGUAUGGCAUCAUGGGCAACAACAGGCAUGGCAGCGCCCCCUACAGGCGGACAGAUUCUGGCUCAGGGGCCUCAGCCAGGAGUCAUGGGGGGAGGAAACACACUUGCUUCACCCACUGCUGUCACCCCUUUAAACUCCUUCUACGCCCCUGCUGGAGCAACAGGGCCACUGCAGUCAGUGUCUCCCUCCUUAGACCAGAAUCCCUACCUGUGAUGAACUGGUUAAAAUGGGAAAAGUGUUAUUAAAUUGAAAAUUGCUGCUUAUUGAGAACCAUGUUAAUUUAAUUUCAAUUUAAUUUCCUUUUUUUAUUUGGACAUAUAAUCAAAUAUUUGUGUUGCUAUUCAAGUAAACUGGAAGAUUUAAACAAUCAAACAUGUGAGUCAGAGUUACGGUUUAACAAUUACUGUCUGUUUUAAACUGGACAAACAGUUUCACUGCUCUUGUCUCAUAAAAAUAAUAAAUAGUUGAAAUCGUAAAGUAUUAUUAAUAUAUAUCAAUACUAAUCACGUUAAUUUCACCUGCUCAUACUCAGUGUGUUCUGUUUUAUGAGUUUUACCUGAUACUUCAAACUCAUUUAUUUUCUUUAUUUGGUUUCUACAUGUUACUUUGCUUUUUCUGUAUCAAAUAAACGGAAAUUUUCAAAAGUUUUCUUCAGGUUUGCUCAUAUACUGGACAUGCAGAAUAAAAUACAGAGCAUACAAGGUAGCUCAUUAAACUUUG